AUGAAACAGACUUGUGGGCAGGACGGCCCUCCUGAGUCACAGGCGACCGGAAUGCGUCGGCCAUCUUUCUGUGGUCUAAACGUUCACCUUCGUUCGAUGGUCGAAGACCUCAAAGCUGUGCUCAUGAAGGCCAUCUAUUUCUUGUAUCGAAUCCUGAUGAAACCUCAAUCGGAGCGAGUUCGCCGACUGUUUACGAAACGGGAACGAAGCAAGUACCAGAUGCUACUGCGGCAAAGACGAAAGCAAAACCGACGAUGCAUGCGCAGUUUCAUCGAGUUCACGGCGCUCUGCCAAAAAGCGAGCGCGGCUGUGGCGAUCGGUAAUGCGUUUUUAAAGAACUUCGACAUAACCGCUGCCGUGGCAGCAAUUCACGGACGGAUUGCACCAGCCCCAUGUUUUAGUUACGUUACGCUGCGUCAUUCGUGA
Molecule: messenger RNA, 426 nt
Organism: Soboliphyme baturini
Lineage: Eukaryota; Metazoa; Nematoda; Enoplea; Dioctophymatida; Soboliphymatidae
Source: the annotation of a GenBank genome assembly